This is a messenger RNA of Protopolystoma xenopodis, 423 nucleotides long. Lineage: Eukaryota; Metazoa; Platyhelminthes; Monogenea; Polystomatidea; Polystomatidae. The record is from the annotation of a GenBank genome assembly.
UGGGAUCGUCAUAAAGGAGAUGUCGCAACUAUUGAAAUCGUGGAAGAAAAAGCUGAGCUUACUCGUGUCCAGAGAAAACAAUUGAAAAAACAGGCAUUUUUGGAUAUUUUGCAUCAUUUUAUUGCUCGUUCUGGAGAUUCUAGGGCUGGUUAUUUGAAUUUUAUCAAAGUCGCACUGAGCAAGAUGCUUGAAUACGAAGUUCAAUCUGAUUUAGAAUGCUACAAGGCUAUCCUCUCUGUUUUUCCUCCCGAGGGCUUCAAACCACGUGGAUUGAUUCACUCCGAGCUUGGACAUUUUAUGCUUCAGCAAGUCGAAGUGAUCAAAUUAAUGAAUCAGAUGACCAUGUAUGAAUCCAUUAGUGACAUUUGCUAUGGCGUCCUUUCUUUUAUGUUUCAUCUUGAAUCAUUCUGCUUUACACUUUAA